Mobula hypostoma (lesser devil ray) is the source of this 1958-nucleotide messenger RNA. Its product is annotated as nuclear factor 7, brain-like. Gene Ontology annotation, molecular function: zinc ion binding; protein binding; ubiquitin protein ligase activity. The transcript has 5 exons. Gene Ontology annotation, biological process: protein ubiquitination. The record is from RefSeq and is a predicted model, not a curated record. The coding region runs from base 205 to 1713 and encodes 502 amino acids. NCBI's taxonomy places the organism in Eukaryota, Metazoa, Chordata, Chondrichthyes, Myliobatiformes, Myliobatidae. Gene Ontology annotation, cellular component: cytoplasm.
UCCGGGUUCAUUUAUAUUCAGACCUCUUUAAUGUGUUUCUGAUCCCACCCUGACGUGGAAAUUGCCGCGAAUCCUUCCCAGACCACACUUGCAGCAACGUUAUGUUCAUUCCCGGGACUGUAGCGCACCUACUGGACAAUCGCGGUACUGUAGGGGUUCAGCAGCUCCCUGAAGUGAAGGAUCCCGAACCAGGAAGUGCCGGGAAUGAACAUGGCUUCGAAAGGACAGGUCGAGAGUUUAACCGAGGAGGUAAUUUGUCCUAUCUGCCUGGAUUUCUUCACCGAUCCUGUUAUACUGGAGUGUGGACACAACUUCUGCCGCUCCUGUAUCACACGGUGUUGGGAAAGGGAGGAGAGAAACUCCUGCCCGGAAUGUAGAGAGGAGAUUGCAGACCGCAGCCUCAGGAUCAAUCGGGCCUUAGCAAAUCUGUCUGAGAAAGCUCGAAAACUAAACCUGAAUCGGAAAGAGAAGGAAAGUAAACUUCACUGCGAGGAACAUGAGGAAGAACUGAAGCUGUUUUGUGAGACGGACAAGACACUGAUCUGCCUGAUCUGUGCGACUGCGCGGGAACACAAGUCUCACAACUUCAUGCCGGUUAAAGAAGCCAUUAAAAUUUACAAGGUAAAAACAACCCGCUUUCUACCGUCUUUUUGUCUGAUCCAAAAGUGUCAUCUUUUUUGUCUAAUCCAUUCACUCUCUGAUUCCCAGGAUCGGGUUAAAUCUUCCUUAGACUCUCUCACAAAAAAGAAAUCGGACUUUCAGGAAAUGGAGCAACAACAGAAAGAGAAGAUUGCUGGAGUCCGGGAACAGUCACACAACGUUCAGUCCCACAUCACAUCCCAGUUUGCUGAACUGCGCCGGAUUAUCACCGAGAAAGAGCAGCGCGCGCUCCGAGAUCACAGGGAAGAAGAGGAGAGGAUUCUAAGUCCAAUGAAGAAAAAUCUUCAAGAGAUUCAAGAGAAUUUAAAUUCCAUCCAGGAGGAAAUCUCAAAGUUACAGGAACGGAUGGAUCAACAAGACAAUAUCAUAUUCCUCAUGGAGGAAGCUCGUCGGAAGAGGAGGAUUAGUGAUGAUAACCACGCAUUGUCAGUGACAGAUGGUGCCCUACUGGUUGAAAAAUUCGAUCACCCCUAUUUGCUCGACAAGGUGUCAGAAGAAGCAAUUGACAGCAUUAAACAAGUCUCUGUCACCCUGGAUGUGGAAACGGCGCAUCCGGAGCUCGAGGUGUCUGAGGAUCGGAAGAGUGUGAGACGGACCUGGACCCGGAGGAGUCUACCUGACACCGGGAAGAGGUUCACAUACUGGCCUUGUGUGCUGGGAUCGGAGGGGUUCACAUCGGGGAGACAUUACUGGGAGGUGGAGGUGACGGGGAAUCGGUGCUGGGGUCUGGGAGUCGCCGCAGAGUCUGUGGAGAGGAAGAGACGGGUCAGACUGAGUCCGGAGACCGGAUUCUGGAUCAUCGGGCGGGAUGGUGACGAGAUGUGGGUUCUCACCUCCCCUCUGUCCCGUCUCUCUGCCGGUCCCAUCCACGGGAGGGUGGGAGUUUAUCUCAGUUACCAGUCUUGGACGGUUUCAUUUUACAACGCGGAGACCAAGUCCCAUCUCCACACCUUCACUGGGAAUAAAUUCACGGGGAAACUUUAUCCUUUCUUCUGGACUGUAUAUACAAACGAGUGGCUGAGAAUCUGCUCCGGUUCCGCUUCGGGUCUGUAAACGGGUCGGGUCCGGUACCGGCGUCAGGAGUAAGUCGGUGUAAUUAUAAAUGUGCGGAGAGUGAAAUAAACACGAUGUGAGAAUUAUUGAUCCAUUAAUUUUAACUUGUUCACCGCAUUCCUCAACGGAACAGAAACACUGCGGAUUCAGCAGCAGCCGCGGGCGGCGGGUCCUGAGCUCCCGGGCUCCCCCGGGUGCUUAAGUCCAUCGGGACUGACCGGGUAACCGGGACAAGUGGUGGUGGU